This is a messenger RNA of Coffea arabica (coffee), 609 nucleotides long. RefSeq names its product monolignol oxidoreductase AtBBE-like 13. The record is from RefSeq and is a predicted model, not a curated record. NCBI's taxonomy places the organism in Eukaryota, Viridiplantae, Streptophyta, Magnoliopsida, Gentianales, Rubiaceae. Gene Ontology annotation, molecular function: flavin adenine dinucleotide binding.
AUGUUAACGAGGAAAUAUGGUCUAGCAGCUAAUAACGUUAUUGAUGCUGUAAUUGUUGAUGCUCAAGGAAGAAUUAUUGAUCGAAAUAUGAUGGGGGAGGAUCUUUUUUGGGCUAUUAGAGGAGGAGCAGCAGCGAGUUUCGGAGUUGUAGUCAAAUGGAAGAUCAAAUUAGUGCCAGUACCUCCAAUAGUCACGACAUUUGCAGUCACUAGGACACAUGAAGAUGGAGCUAACAGGGUACCGGAAACUGUGGAAGACUUGAUAGAUAGGAACCAUUAUCCAGGGGUUUAUUUUAAAGCAAAAUCAGAUUAUGUAACAUUGCCAAUUAAAGAAACUUCCCUUGAUGCAAUAUGGGAUGUGUUUAAAGAAGGAACACCAGGAAGUAUUCUUUUGCAGCCUUAUGGGGGAAUAUUCAAUGAAAUUCCAAGGAAUCAGACUCCUUUCCCUCACAGAGCUGGGACUCUGUACAAUGUACAUUAUUACGCAAUGUGGCAUGGAGAGAGAACUUAUAUCAUCAAAGAGAGAUUGGACUGGCUGCAUAGGAUCUAUGAUUUCAUGGGUGAUUUCGUCCAAAAACCAAGGACUGCAUACCAAAUUACAGGGAUUUAG